AUGCGCAUCUACAGCUUCUCACUCAUCGUCCUUGCCCUCACUGGCGCCGCCCACACCUUCAACUUGGUCACACUUGACGUCGUCCCGCCUCGUUCAAACACCCCCAGUGCUCUUCCUGCCCGCUCCGAUCUUCCGACGCAGCUCGACAAGGCCUUGCCCCGCUCGGAAGCCUGCGCGCAGAGGGCGGUCUCGCCCAACCUGUCCAGACGUCUCUCGGACCUCGAAAGUGCCAACACUGAACGGGCUCCUGCCAUGGCCAACAGAGCAACGGGAGGUAGCUCGACCCAAGAGGGGCGCAGACCCCGCUCCAACUCCGAGGCCCUCCGGCGUGGCCUCCCUCUCCUGCGUCCUUUCCGUCGUCGCUCAGGAUACUACCCUCAGCCUUCUUGCCAUCCUAACAAGCCUUGUCACCACGAAGCGGGAACGGGUUCGGGUCUGGGUGGGGCCUGCUCGAUUCAGGCAGACCUCCUUGGUAUAUCCGUGGGUCUGAGUUGCCGCCGCGGACUCGAAAACAACUCUCACAUCGAUCUUGCGGCAUGCCUGGUCUUUUUACCUGAGCAGAACGUCAUUGCUUGCAGUCAUGACACUGGCCCCUCUGACUUUCACAACGUCUGCCAGAUGUGCGAGAUGCUUGAUCCCCACCUCAUGCAGUGCCUCUGCAAUGGCGUUCCGUCGGUUAUCGCCAUCGAUGAAUGCAUCGACUAUUCCAAGGGUAGGCUCACCUGCCGCCAUUAA
Messenger RNA from Cutaneotrichosporon cavernicola, 735 nucleotides. RefSeq lists its product as uncharacterized. NCBI's taxonomy places the organism in Eukaryota, Fungi, Basidiomycota, Tremellomycetes, Trichosporonales, Trichosporonaceae. The coding region runs from base 1 to 735 and encodes 244 amino acids. The record is from RefSeq and is a predicted model, not a curated record. The transcript has 3 exons.